Messenger RNA from Metopolophium dirhodum (rose-grain aphid), 1204 nucleotides. RefSeq names its product homologous-pairing protein 2 homolog. Gene Ontology annotation, biological process: homologous chromosome pairing at meiosis; meiotic strand invasion involved in reciprocal meiotic recombination; meiotic joint molecule formation. The record is from RefSeq and is a predicted model, not a curated record. Gene Ontology annotation, cellular component: condensed nuclear chromosome; DNA recombinase auxiliary factor complex. Lineage: Eukaryota; Metazoa; Arthropoda; Insecta; Hemiptera; Aphididae. The transcript has 3 exons. Bases 292 to 915 code for a protein of 207 amino acids. Gene Ontology annotation, molecular function: recombinase activator activity; double-stranded DNA binding.
UCGUUUCACGUUUAAUAUUUUAUCAAGUACACUAAUUGCCGUCGAUCACUCAAAUUGAAUUAAAAUAGUUAUGGGUUAUUGUCUUAGCUCUAUCGUAUAAUAAUAUACUAAAAUAGUAAAAUGUAAAAGCAGUUAAAUGGUUCAAGACGAUUGCCGAGGGCCAACGAUCGCGCGUCUGGCGCAUCUGGCACAAACCACUAAACAACUAAACAAACUAUUCAGAACCAGCUUACUUGGUGACGGCUACGGCGAUAUCGUAUACUGGCAGUCUUCGUUCUUUGAACAGCAAACAUGGGAUCGGACAAGAAAAACGUUUACGAGUUCAUGGUCAAAGCCAACAGACCAUUCAGUAGCAACGAUGUGUUUUCAAAUCUACAGCGACAUGGUGUCGGUAAGUCGGCCGUGGAAAAAGCACUUGAUCAGUUGGUGAAGGAUAACAAGGUCUCCAUGAAGUUGAAUGGUAAGCAGAAGAUUUACUGUGUAGUGCAACCGGACUCGACGGUGGAAGAUCAAAAUGAAAUCCAGUCAAUUGACGAGGAGUUGAUGAAAAUUAACGAGGCGCUGCGUGAAGUCGAGCGCAAGUACAAAGAAUCCGAGAUUGAAGUGAAAGCGCUCCAGGGCACCUACAGCACCGAGGAAGCAAAAGACAAGGUGGCCGAAAUGGAAAAAACCGUAUCCGAACUAAAAUCGCAAUUGGAUCAAAUGUCGAAAACAAGUGGCAACGUAAUGUCGUUAAAGGAUAGAGGGCAAGUGAAGAAGGAAUACGAAACGAUCACCAAAGAGUAUAGGAAACGCAAACGCAUGUGUACGGACAUAUUGGACUCGAUCUUGGAGAACUGUCCGAAACCAAAGAAAGCUCUUUUCGAAGAAAUCGGAAUCGAAACCGACGAGAGCGUCGGCAUGCCGGCAUUGUGAACGUGACCGUCGCGUUAAAAAUAUUAUUAUUAUUUUUUUUUAUGUUUAUAAUACUUAUACUUUGUUUACCCGCGAUAUUAUGAUGCCCGCGAUGCUAAUACGUAUUUUUGGACCCUUGAGUAGUCUGUACCUGAGGUCCACGCCGUUCCAGAAGGACACAAAGUAACGUUUAAUCUGUACGUUGUCUCCCCCGUGCAACCUGUAUACAAAUCGCAAAAUGUUUUUUUUAUUAAAAUUUAUCAUAUAUAGUUAUUAUGUAUAAAUAAACCAUAGUCCAUAAUAAUAAUAA